GCUGCUGGUCACAUGUGCAAGAGAGCCAAGGCCCACGUGCAUGAUUCUUCAAGAUGGCAUUGCUCAUGUCUGUCCUCAAUCAGCUGUAAUCCCAGAUUAAAUAGCACGUCCCUACAGCAGCGUCUGUGCUUUGAUUUCUUUAUUGGCUCUGAAGUUUCUCUCUCUCUCAUUAAGCCUUUUGUUUAUUCAUAGAUUUAAUGCAAUUAACACAAUUCUCUUAACCCAGCACAUUUUUUCAUUUAUUUAUAAAUUCAUAAAUCUACCUUGGUGGUUCCCCCUUUGUUGUCAUGAGUGACACAGGGUAACUAACUGUAUGUUCGUUGUGUAAUAAUCCCACCACUAUAAUUAGCAACUUGAGGGAAUAGCCUGCAAUGUAUAAAAAGUAAGCUGGGGGCUUUUUAUUUUUAUCUGCUCGGCAUGAUGAUGAUGAUGAUGAUGAUGAUGAUGAUGAUGAAACUGCCCGGUUGUAUCAUCCCUCUCCCCCUCCCUCCGCUGCCUCCAGUUUGUAGGUUACUGAAAGAUUUCACCAACCGAAGAUAAGAAGAUUAGAGAGGAAUUAAUGGUAUUCCUUUGUCAUUAUAGGAAUAAAUUGAUAUUUGGUUUUACGUAAAUCAGAGGGUGGGGACGGCGGGGACUCGGAGCAAACGCCUCGUUGUCCCGGGACGUGAGCAGAGGGACGGAACGCAGAGAAGCAAACUCAGCCAGCACGAUGCCUUUGCACUUGGAGCUAAGCACCGACUGAGGUUUACCAUGUCAGAGGACAUGAAAACAUCUGGAUGAUGCACAAGUAGCCGGGUGCGUGCGUGCGUGCGUGGUGCACAAUGAGUGCCGCUGGGACAUGGACGUGCCAGUAGAGGACGAGGACAGCUGUGGCCAUUCUCCCGGCGAGACACUGACGCAGUGGGAGGAACGUUUUGGUUCCUCUGGUCUUUCCAGAGCCCCGGCCUAACCAUGAGAGUGGCCCUCCUGGCCUUCAGACUGGUGUGCCUGGCCUGGUUGUGGCCCGUCAGCAGCCACUAUGCGAACAAGAGGAGGCACAAGGAGCAGUACGGAGAGAACACCAAGCUGAAGCAUGGAGGACGAGUGGAUCUUAAGAUGAAAAAGAUGGACAGCACCAAGUCUCUGCUUAUUAAAUCUGAGCAGCUGCUUCGGAUUGAAGACCACGACUUUGCAAUGCGGCCAGGAUUCGGAGGUUCGGCUAUUCCUGUCGGCAUCGACGUCCAGGUGGAGAGCAUCGACAGCAUAUCUGAAGUGAACAUGGACUUCACCAUGACUUUGUACCUGAGGCACUACUGGCAGGACGACCGCCUGGCCUUCCCCUCCAGCAGCAACAAGAGUCGCACCUUCGACGCACGUCUGGUGAAAAAGAUUUGGGUUCCUGAUGUGUUCUUUGUCCACUCGAAGCGCUCUUUCAUCCAUGACACGACCAUGGAGAACAUCAUGCUUAGGGUUUUUCCUGACGGCAAUAUCCUCUACAGCGUUAGGAUCACUGUGACGGCGCUUUGCUCCAUGGACUUCAGCAGUUUCCCUCUGGACACACAGAAUUGCUCCCUGGAGCUGGAGAGCUAUGCUUACAAUGAAAACGACCUAAUGCUCUACUGGAAGAACGGGAACGAUUCGUUGAGGACCGACGAGAUUGUGCUCUCUCAGUUUUUUGUUGAAGAUUUCCAGCCUUCCUUCGGUCUCGCCUUCUACAGCAGCACUGGCUGGUACAAUCGGCUCUACAUUAACUUCCUUCUCAGGAGGCACAUCUUCUUCUUCAUGCUUCAGACGUACUUCCCCACCAUGCUGAUGGUGAUGCUGUCCUGGGUGUCUUUCUGGAUAGACAGGAGGGCCGUACCAGCCCGUGUCUCUCUGGGCAUCACCACGGUUCUGACCAUGUCCACCAUCAUCACUGGUGUGUCAGCCUCUAUGCCGCAGGUGUCUUACGUCAAAGCUGUAGACAUCUACCUGUGGGCAAGCUUCUUGUUUGUCUUCCUGUCUGUCAUCGAGUACGCUGCUGUCAACUAUUUCACCACAGUGGAGGAGAUGAAGAAGCUAAAGAGGGCAAAGAUCCCCAACACCUUCGAUGCCACUGAGGCGAUGGCCUUCGAUGGCUGUUUCCAUGACAAUGACAUCGACAUGACGUCCUUCACGGAGGUUGCCAGCACCCCGAACACAGAGAGGAACAGCCAGUCUCGAAACUCCACCGUAUCCGGGCCCGCGGAGGGAACCAGGCUGCGCCGCAAGAACCCGGUGAAGCAACACCUGAGCUUCAUCAUGAGCAACAGCUACAUGAUCGACUCGUACUCCAGAGUCAUCUUUCCCAUGGCUUACCUGCUCUUCAACAUCAUUUACUGGAGUUUGUAUGCGUAGCGCAGGAACUGUGCAGCAGAAUAAACAGUAUUCAUUAUUGGCUAUUUUCACCAUAACAGUGUAACACCAACAAGCUGAUGGGACAUGAACUCACGUUUGACGAUGGACAUGGACGUCUUGUGUCUUCACACUGGAGUGUUCACUUGUGUUUUUGGUGAAAAUAUGAGACAAUUGAAUGGUUUUUAUUUUUGCAGAUGUUUGCGUGAGUUUUUGCUGGUUUUAUAAGAGAAAAGGUUUUAUUCUGUAAUAUAUAAUAUAUUGUAGUUACUGAUUAGACUCGAUUAUCAAAUUGUACAAAUACUUAACAUUGUUUUGAAAAAUAAAUGAAUGAUCAUGUGUCCUGCUAAA
Messenger RNA from Gasterosteus aculeatus aculeatus (three-spined stickleback), 2703 nucleotides. It is a transcript of the gene gabrr3a, whose product is annotated as gamma-aminobutyric acid type A receptor subunit rho3a. Gene Ontology annotation, molecular function: extracellular ligand-gated monoatomic ion channel activity; transmembrane signaling receptor activity. The record is from RefSeq and is a predicted model, not a curated record. Gene Ontology annotation, biological process: monoatomic ion transmembrane transport. Gene Ontology annotation, cellular component: membrane. Lineage: Eukaryota; Metazoa; Chordata; Actinopteri; Perciformes; Gasterosteidae.